Molecule: messenger RNA, 1902 nt
Organism: Aedes albopictus (Asian tiger mosquito)
Lineage: Eukaryota; Metazoa; Arthropoda; Insecta; Diptera; Culicidae
Exons: 6
Coding region: 501-1397 (298 amino acids)
Source: RefSeq, a predicted model, not a curated record
ACACUUGGUACCUCCCUCACUACCGUACAAGUCUCCCGCUAGAACUAUGUGGGCCCGUCACCUAGGAGAGAAAAACCAAAAGUCAAAAGUUUUCCUUUAUUGAUUUAUAUCGCGGUUUUUGUUGGGGCUCGGUUAUAACUUGCGUGCAUCAUUUUUCAAGCCGAAUAUUGAAAGGAACUGUGGAAUUAAGCGGAAAAUGUAACUGUGCAGUAGAUAAUCGUUUUCAUUAGCUUUCGAUGGGUUCUAAAUACGCGGCAAGUAGUGCUCUAGUUUUCGAUCGCUUCUCGACAAUAAAGGAUCUAGCACUGCGUCCAAUCGUGGAAGAUGAUGCUGAUUCAUUGGGAAUCACAUCACCAGCAGAUGCCCAGAUCCGCAUUAACCGCAAAGCUUCGUUCAUCGACGGAAGGAGGGUGGUCAGUUUAGGGGUCUUGAGCGGGUCAGGUCAAGGUCCUACGCACUAAAAUCCGAACACGUGCGUAUGAGUGCUCCACUUGCAAAUUAUGGGAAAUUGCUUCAAAGGAUGCCUUUCGGAGGAAAAACAAACGCGCAGUCGGAAUGUGGCUGCUAGUGAUAGCCAGUAUGAGAUGCUGGUUGAAGGAUGCUCGCAGCAGCAAGUAAAGAUCCAAAAAAAUAAAUCAAAUAAAAAUCCCAAACUCUUCGGCAACUUUUGGCGACUGAAAGGAAAGGUGGAGUACUCAAGACUGAACAAAUCAAACAACAAUAAUUUUAUAAGCAAGAGUAAUCAUAAAGACCAUCAGAUAUCAGGAUCAGAAAUUCAACUGCAGUGCCUCGAUGCACACUCGCUUCUGCUUGUGUCGAAGGAUAGCAAUACUCGAAGAAAUGGAUAUCACGAUCUCAACACGGACGUCACUUCAACUCCGGGCAGCUCGCUGGACCUGGAGUGGGAGAACGAUUACGGAUAUCAGAACAGCCAAUGGCAAUUGCGAGCAAUCGAUGAUCAGAAACUACCAUAUCCCACGCCGAUGGAUCCUGUGUUCAAAGUAGAGGAAUGGUCCAUUCUGAAGAAGAGCAAAGAUCGGAUCAACUCCAUCCGUCGGCUGGAUCGGGCUACAUCGCUUCGUACUCAGGACACCGGAAACGGAACGAGCGGUGGCGGCACUCAUCCACUAGCCAGCGUCGGUCCGAAUGGAUCCGGAGUCAUCGGAACGCCAUCGAUUGUGAGCUGUGGUUCAUAUGCUUCCUCAUCACACAUAUCAACGCCGGAGGAUUCACUCGAGUGGGACAUCGAUCAGGAUCGGCAGCUGAAGUCGGAGAACGAAUCGCUGGAUCUGGAGACCAAAGAACUGCUGCUGGAGAUCGAGCAGCUGAAAAAUCGCGUUCUAAAUGAGACUGGUGCUAACUUGAAGGAUCUGAAAUACGACGAAUCAAUCAGUUGAUUCCGCCUGCGAGGAAGUUGAAGACACUCGUUUAUACUGGGGACCGACCGGGGCAAAUGGGAUGGACCGAAAAUCAAACAAUUGACUUUAUAUAACCGUAGUGGCAUUACAUAGUAAAAAAGAUGUUGGAUACCAUUUUAGAACAGUGACUUGUAAACAUACACAAUAGAGUGUAACGUAAAUUUCAUAGGGAAUCGUUUUGAAAGAUAAUGCUAACGAAUAGCACCAUUAUAAUCUAUAUUUAUUGUGAAUUCUAUAUAAAUCCGAUUUAUGAGACAUUCCUUAGAUAUAAUUAAGCGAUAUAACGAACAAUGCAAAUUGGGAAUAAAUCAAAGAUUGGUUAUCGAAAGAAUUGUUGAACAAUUACAGAAAGGCAUUUAUUUUCUGAUUGUAGAAAGGAAAUCAUUUUCCGAGUCUUGUUGAGUAGGAAAUUAAAAAAAACGAACAAGAUGCGUAAUAAAUUCAGAAUAAUGAUUAUUCAUGCCUCGUAAUCAACUGAAAGCAU